AUGAGGAUCCUUGCAAUACUAUGGACAGCAUGUUUAGUAAGAUUGUGCAGUGCAGGGUGUCUUGGAGGAGGUACUAGAGAUGACGAAGUUACUGAUCAAGCAGAACAAGGAGGUUCUAAUGAAGUCUCUACGGAGAAUAUUAGUACUCCACCUACUCAACAAGGACAAGCUGCUAAACCAGCGACUCCUGUUACUCAGUCGGCUGGACAAGGUGAUGAUGCUAUAGAUCUUGCUCAUCCUGAUAUGACAAAGGUGGAUAUUCUCAGAGCUAGUAGGAAUGAAGUGGAGAAGAAGGAGUAUUAUCCAACGGGUGCUUCCAAAGUAACCUCUGUUGUAGAUGGUGAUAAGGAACUAUGGAAGAAAGAUGAAGAUUAUCAAAAGUUCCUAUCUGCAACAUUGUCAUCCAAGGGAAAGUCAUAA
Theileria equi strain WA is the source of this 420-nucleotide messenger RNA. Its product is annotated as signal peptide-containing protein. The record is from RefSeq and is a predicted model, not a curated record. The transcript has a single exon. Lineage: Eukaryota; Apicomplexa; Aconoidasida; Piroplasmida; Theileriidae. Bases 1 to 420 code for a protein of 139 amino acids.